This is a messenger RNA of Cottoperca gobio, 920 nucleotides long. It is a transcript of the gene tspan1, whose product is annotated as tetraspanin 1. Gene Ontology annotation, cellular component: plasma membrane. Lineage: Eukaryota; Metazoa; Chordata; Actinopteri; Perciformes; Bovichtidae. The transcript is spliced from 8 exons. The record is from RefSeq and is a predicted model, not a curated record. Bases 71 to 796 code for a protein of 241 amino acids.
GGACUAUUAAACUGGUUUAAAUCUACUCUACUUUGGAUUCAAAGAAAGACUAGCACGCUAAAGGAUUAAAAUGGGCUGUUUCACAUUCGUCAAAUUGAUGAUGGUCUUGUUCAACUUGCUUAUCUUUCUGGGCGGCCUGACAUUGCUGGCCAUGGGGAUCUGGGUGAGCGUGGAUGGGGGCUCCUUCCUUCAGCUGCUGGGACCAUUCUCCAUCCAAGGCAUGCAGUUUGUCAACGUGGGCUUUUUCUGCAUCGCCAUCGGUGCCGUGCUGGUGCUGCUGGGGUUCCUGGGCUGUUGUGGGGCCCGCAAGGAGAGCAAAUGUCUGCUGCUCACGUUCUUCUCCAUCAUCCUCAUCAUAUUCAUCGCUGAAGUGGCAGCUGGAGUCGUGGCUCUGGCCUACUCUUCAUUUGCGGAGGGGAUCCUCAGAGCGUGGGCGACCCCUGCUUUACAGAAAGACUACGGCACUGAUCCCGUUGUCACUAAGAUCUGGAACAGCACCAUGGCAGAGCUGAAAUGCUGCGGUUUCAACAACUACACAGACUUUGUGGGCUCUAACUUUGAAAAGGAGAACGGAGGCAGCUUGCCGACCGUCUGCUGCUGGACCAACAGCCUCGACUGCAGCCCUGUGGAAGCAGAGCUCAGCGCUGUGCAGGGCUGUUUCAAACAUAUCCUGGAGAUCCUCAAAGAGCAUGCCAACAUCGUGGGAGGCAUCGCAGCAGGAAUAGGAGUCUUAGAGAUUGCUGCCAUGAUCGUGUCCAUGUACCUCUACUGCCACCUGGACAGCAGAAUCAGCUGAGAGUCCUUCAACAGGAACAACCCAGAUGGAUCACGCGAUUUUUAAUUUGCAUUUUUUAACACUCCAUCACUAAAGAGUCUCUUUUCUUUCCGUUUCUUUUUUCAGAAAGAUGUCUAGCUUUACU